Molecule: messenger RNA, 516 nt
Organism: Myotis daubentonii (Daubenton's bat)
Lineage: Eukaryota; Metazoa; Chordata; Mammalia; Chiroptera; Vespertilionidae
Product: zinc finger CCHC domain-containing protein 13-like
Molecular function (GO): nucleic acid binding; zinc ion binding
Source: RefSeq, a predicted model, not a curated record
AUGAGCAGUAAGGAAUAUUUCAAGGGUGGCCGCUCUGGCCACUGGGUCCGGGGAUGCCCCAGAGGGGAACAAGCUCCAGGGAGAAGAGCUAGUGGCCGUGGCAGAGGUUGUCAGUACAGUUCUGCCACCCUGUCUGACAUCUGUUACCGCUGCGGUGAAUCUGGUCAUCACGCUAAGAACUGUGACCUUCACGAGGACGUCUGCUACAACUGUGGGAGAAGUGGCCACAUCGCCAAAGACUGUGUUGAUCCGACGUGUUCAAGAGGGCAGGGCUGUUGCACUUGUGGCAAAGCAGGUCAUCUGGCUCGUGAUUGUGACCGUCAGGAAGAGCAGAAGUGCUACUCGUGUGGUGAAUAUGGUCACAUUCAGAAAGAGUGCGCCCAAAUCAAGUGCUACCGGUGUGGCAAGAACGGCCAUAUGGUCAUCAACUGUCCCAAGACAAUGAAGAUCAAGUGCUAUCGUUGUGGAAAGUCUGGGCAUAUAGCCCGGGAUUGCCCCACUGAAGAUACAGCUUAA